AUGGCAAAGGAGUCGCCAAAAAAGGGUACUUCGAGCAUAGACUACAUGGAUUGGAAUGAAGAGAUCCCAGGAUUGGAAAACAGCACCCCCAACACCAAGAAAGAGGAAGAUCAUACCAUUAGUACGGAUAGUACUGACGACGACAUCGACCAAUUUGAUAGCAUAAUCGCCUUGCACGUUCUGGAAGAAGGUCAGGCUAGAGCGAAUAAAUACCCGCCUCCAUCGCCAGUAAGAGAGAUAGAAGUCCAGGAACAGCCUUCAUCAGCAGUAGUAUUAGCCAGAAGGAGAACAGCGCUUCCGUUUGACCGACUAGGAGCGAUGUAUUUUGCUGUCGCUCUUUGUGCCGCGGUCGCAACUUUCGUUCUAAUGCAACAUAUGCAUGCCAAACUUACAGCGAAAGAUUGA
Cylindrotheca closterium is the source of this 405-nucleotide messenger RNA. NCBI's taxonomy places the organism in Eukaryota, Bacillariophyta, Bacillariophyceae, Bacillariales, Bacillariaceae. The record is from the annotation of a GenBank genome assembly.